AUGUCGCUGGAACGUGUCCCGUCUACUACAUCGCAUUUCGAACAAGAAGAGUCACAGAAUUCGAAUUCUCAAGUGACAAUCGAACUAGAUGAAAAGAUGCCUAAUGAAAAUAAUGUAAAUCGCUUGACAAAAUUACAGAAACUUCCUAGUAUAACCGAGCAACAGAAUUCAGUAGAAUCAUUUUCUACUCCAAGUACUCCAGGAUAUGCGAGAGAAGAUCAACAUCGUACUCGUCGACGUUCUUCCGUUCAGAUUCUUGAUAAAAAAUUUAUUCAAUUACUACCAAGCCAGAUGACAUCAUCGUUCAUCGGAAACAAUGAAUCUUAUACCAGAGGAAACGUAUCAGACUGUGAGUUAUAA
Adineta ricciae is the source of this 360-nucleotide messenger RNA. The record is from the annotation of a GenBank genome assembly. NCBI's taxonomy places the organism in Eukaryota, Metazoa, Rotifera, Eurotatoria, Adinetida, Adinetidae.